Vigna umbellata (rice bean) is the source of this 2418-nucleotide messenger RNA. Its product is annotated as disease resistance protein RUN1-like. Gene Ontology annotation, biological process: signal transduction; defense response. Gene Ontology annotation, molecular function: ADP binding. The record is from RefSeq and is a predicted model, not a curated record. Lineage: Eukaryota; Viridiplantae; Streptophyta; Magnoliopsida; Fabales; Fabaceae.
CAGGAGGAAAAAUAUAAAAUAUAAAUGGUAUUUGUCUAUGGGUGAGUGAUAACACACAUCGAGACUACAUCUAAAACAUACUAAUCUUUAACAUUAUUGCGUUACCUUUGAAGAAUUAACUUCAAUUCCUUCGAUGGAGUUUGCAUCUUCUUCUUUAUCAUCAUCAUCUUCAUCCUUCUUAACAUCAGAACCCCAUUUCAUACACGAUGUGUUCAUCAACUUUGGUGGAGAAGAAAUCGGUAGAAGAUUUGUUUCUCAUCUCCAAUCUGUCCUUUUACAAGCUCAAGUCAAAACUUUUAUUAGCCAGGAGAAUCUGCAAGAAGGAAUGAAGCUGGAAGAGCAGCUUCGAGCAAUAGGAGGCACUAAGAUUACAAUAAUUGUUUUCUCCAAAUCUUACGCUGAAACUACCCGCUGUCUUCUUGAGCUUCAAAAAAUCAUUGAAUGCCACGAAACAUUUGGCCAAAUAGUUCUGCCCGUAUUUUACGAGAUUGGCCCAUCGGAUUUACGAUAUCAGAUGUAUGAUUUUGGAAAAACGUUGGAAGAAACUGCACACAGAAGCUAUUCAGGAGAACAACUAAAAUAUGCGUUGUCCAAGUGGAACCAUGCACUCACCACAGCUGCAGUUAUGACUGGUUGGGAUGUCAGAAAUUUCAGGCAUGAUGCUGAACUUGUAGACGUAAUUGUUAACCGAGUUAAGACAUUACUGGACUAUAAAGACUUGUUUAUUACCGAAUAUCCUGUUGGAUUAGAGUCCCGCGUGGAAGACGUGAUUAAAUGUAUUCAAAAUCAAUCCACCAAAGUGUGUAUGAUAGGAAUAUGGGGAAUGGGAGGAUCAGGUAAAACAACCAUAGCCAAAGCCAUCUACAAUCGAAUUUAUCGUGAAUUCAUUGGUAAGAGUUUCAUUGAGAAUAUUAGUUCUGAAGGGUAUUUUGCUUUGCAAGAAAAUCUUCUUUCUGAUGUCCUAAAAUCCAACUUGGAGGUGAAAAGCGUUGGGAUGGGAAGAACUAUGAUCGAGAAUAGAUUUUCUCGAAAAAAGUUGCUCAUUGUGCUUGAUGACGUGAAUCACAUUGGCCAAUUAGAAAACCUAUGCGGAAGUCGUGAAUGGUUCGGUCAAGGAACUGUGAUAAUCAUUACAACUAGAAAUGUUAGCCUGCUGAACCAAAUCAGAGUUAAUUAUGUUUAUCAAACGCAUCUUUUGAACGAAAAUGAGUCACUUGAGCUUUUUAGUUGGCAUGCCUUUAGAGAUGCAAUACCAAAAAAAGAAUGGAAUGAACUCGCAAGAAAUGUCGUUGUUUAUUGUGGAGGACUACCGCUAGCUCUUCAGUUCCUUGGUUCCUGUUUAUGUGAUAGGACAAUAGAAGUGUGGGAAAAUAUAUUGUUGAAACUACAAAGAAUUCCCCCGGAUGAACUUCUGAGCGUAUUAAAAAUAAGCUUUGAAGAUUUACGUGAUACGGAAAAGGAUAUAUUUCUGGAUGUAUGUUGUUUCUUUAUUGGCAAAGAAAGAGACUAUGUGACAGAGAUAUUAAAUGGCUGUGGACUACAUGCUGAUAUUGGAAUAACAGUUCUCAUAGAGCGUGGCCUCAUAAAAGUUGAAAGGAACAACAAAAUUCAAAUGCAUAAUAUGUUACAAGAGAUGGAAAGAGAAAUUAAUCGUCAAGAAUGACCAGAGAAACCGGGAAAAAGGAGUCGAAUGUGGUUUCAAGAUGACGUAGAAGAUGUACUGAAAGAGAAUAGUGGGACAGAAGCUAUAUUGUCCCUGAAACUUGAUUCCAGCAUUAGAGAUUGCUUUGAAUCUCAUGCUUUCAAGGAAAUGCAGAGACUAAGACUGCUACAACUUGAUGAUGUACAACUUAGUGGAGAUUGUGGGCACAUUUCUAAAGAACUGAGAUGGAUUUGUUGGCGAGGGUUUCCAUAUAAAUGCAUUCCAAAGAACUUUCAUUUGGAAAAUGUAAUUGCAAUUGAUUUCAAGUAUAGUCUUCUUAUUCAUCUCGUCUGGCAACGACGCGUGGUUUUAGAGCGGUUAAAAUUCCUUAAUCUUAGUCACUCCAAAUACCUGAUAGAAACUCCAGACUUUUCCGGACUACCAAGUCUUGAACAGCUCAUUCUAGAAGAUUGUCCAAGUUUGCGCAAGGUACACCAAUCCAUUGAUGAUCUCUCCAAUAUACUAGUAAUAAAUUUGAAGGAUUGCACAAGUCUAAGAUAUCUCCCAAGAGAGAUAUAUAAGUUGAAAUCUUUAAAAACUCUCAUCCUAUCUGGUUGUUCGAAGCUUAGGCCAUUGGAAAAGAUAUAAUGCAGGUGGAAUCCUUUUUAACUAUAAUUGCUGAGAAUAGAACACUGAAACAGGUGUCCUUUUAAAUUGUAAGCUGAAAAAUUAUCAGAUAUAAAUCCCUACGUUGAAUUUGAAGGAUUGUUGGUAAA